AGCUGUGGGUAAUCGGGACUGACACCUUCUUGAGCAAAUCACUGAAUCUCGUUACAACUCUGAGUACUACUUACUCCCUUGCACGUCGCGACUGGCAGGCUAUACUUUAUUAACUUGUAAACAUCGGCUACAUGAAUUCGGGCAUGUGGUUCAUGUGAGCGCGAGGCUCCUCGAACGGCAAGACCCUCCUUCAUUCUCGCACCGCAGCCCAGUCUGCCCAACCGAGCAGACUGAAGAACAAAUUCCUUUUCUCUCAAUCCAACGGAUUUAUAUUCUAUACAUUCGCGUUCAGUAGGCGACGAGCGCUCACCAUCCUCUGCUGUACGGGACUGUGGACAAUGUUUCUCUUGCAGUAUAGAGGACUGAACCCGCUAUCCUUUGACCCGUCCUCCAACAACGAGCCCCUGCAGUUCAGCAACUCCAACGGGCCACUGGUGUCAGACUGUCCUCUGGAAAACGGAGCUGAGAACCGCAAUAAGAGGAAGAGACCCAGCCUGCCUCCAGAAGGGAAUCAUAACAUGUCCAUGGACCCCAGCUCAAUGACAAUGCCCAUGUCAGACCCCAACGCCUGGGCCACAGCUAUGAACAACCUGGGCAUGGCUCCCAUGGGCAUGACAGGACAACCCCUUAUGUCAGAUUUCGACUCAGGUCUUGGCAUGAUGACGGGCAUCGCUCCCAUGAACACCAUGAUGCCUGGCCUUGGUUACGUACCCCCGCCCCCCCUUCCCCAAGAUCUGCCCAUCGUCAAGGAGAUCAUCCACUGCCAAAGCUGCACCCUCUUCCCCCCCAACCCACACCUUCCCUCUCCGGCCAUGAGGGAGCGCCCUCCAGGUUGUAAAACGGUGUUUGUGGGCGGUCUGCCAGAGAAUGCCACCGAAGCACUCAUCGUGGAGGUGUUUGGCCAGUGUGGUGACAUCAUCGCCAUCCGCAAGAGCAAGAAGAACUUCUGCCACAUCCGAUUCACUGAAGAGUUCACUGUAGACAGAGCCCUCUUCUUGUCUGGCUACCGUAUGCGUCUGGGCUCCAGUACAGACAAGAAGGACACAGGGCGGCUCCAUGUGGACUUUGCCCAAGCCAGAGAUGACCUGUAUGAGUGGGAGUGUCGUCAGCGCAUGUAUGCCAGAGAGGAGAGGCACCGCAGGAGGAUGGAGGAGGACCGUUUCAGACCCCCCUCUCCUCCACUCAUUGUUCAUUACUCAGACCACGAGUGUAGUCAGCUGGGGGACAAGAUUAAAGAUGAGGCAGUGUUUGCAGAGGCAGUGCGCGUGCUGCUGACCUGGGUGGAACGCGGCGAGGUGAACCGUCGUAACGCCAACAACUUCUAUUCCAUGAUCCAGUCGUCCAACAGCCACAUCCGCCAGCUGAUGAGUCAAAAGGCCACCCACGAGAAGGAGAUGGAGGAGGCCAAGGACAAGUUCAAGAGCGCCCUAUCUGGCAUCCUGGCACAAUUUGAGCAGAUUGUGUCUGUAUUCCACGCUGCUUCCAAACAAAAGGCUUGGGACCAUUUCUCCAAAGCUCAACGCAAGAACCUGGACGUGUGGCGCAAGCAAGCAGAGGAGAUCAGAAACAUGCAGAAUGAAGAGCUGAUGGGGAUCAGACGAGAGGAGGAAAUGGAGAUGUCUGACGAUGACAUGGAGGAUACACACAACCCUGACGAAUCAGGCCCUGUGUCCCAGGCGGAGGCUCUAAAGGAGGAGAAUGACUCUCUGCGCUGUCAGCUGGAUGCCUACAGAAACGAGGUGGAGCUGCUGAAGCAGGAGCAGGGCAAGAACCAAGAACACACACCUCCACAACACAGUGAAGAGGACGCCUGCAGGCAGCAACAACUAACCUUUCUACAACAGGCACUACAGGGCAUGCAGAAGCAAUUGCUGAAAAUGUGUGAAGAAAUGAAACAGCGGGAGGCAGAGAUGGAGAAGACUGUGGAGGACAAACAGCAGCUGGAGAGCCAAGUAAAGAGCCUCAAGGAAGGACUGCAGGGCCUGAAAACACUGACAACACACACACCACAGCUGGAGAUUUCCCUACACGAUGACAGCGGGAGCAAGGAGAGUGCUAAUCAAGUCAAUCUGGAGAUGUCCCUGCAAGAGGACAGAGCGAGUGAGGAGAGGGCUAAUCAAGUCAAUGAGGCAACAGCGUUAGAAGUGGUGUCCUGCAGUCAGGAGAAGGAGAGUCUGCCCCCGGAGAAGAGUCCCUCCAAUCCUGUUCACUCUGAGAGAGAAGCCUUGCUAGUUGGGAUCAUCUCUACAUUCCUCCAUGUCCAUCCGUUUGGAGCCAGCAUCGAGUACAUCUGCUCCUAUCUACAGCGGCUGAACACCAAGAUAAAUACAGGGGAGGUGGAUGCUCUACUGGGUCGGCUGCCCUGUACCUUCAAACAGGAGUUGACCGGGGUAGGCGCCAGCCUGGAGAAACGCUGGAAGUUCUGUGGUUUCGAGCGCAUCAUGAUCACAUAGAGCAUUACGGGGACACGGAGGAGGACAUCACAGGGACACAGAAGAAACAGCAUUGAGCUCAGGCUGAAUUAUUAGGACACUGUAUUAUGGAGACCGGUACUGGUCCCUGAGAUGUUGCUCACCGGUCCCUGCGAUGGUUAACUGGCCUUGGUUUAGUCAGUUCUUAAGAGCUAGUUAUAAUGUAAACAGUUUGGUGGUCCCAGGCACAAAUAAAGGUUGAGAAAAAAUGGCAUAGAGCUCUGGCUGUAUUAUUAGGACACAGAAGUAAAAACAUAGAGCUCAGGCUGCAGAGCAGGCUGUGGUACUGAGGAAAAAGCUUCUCUGUAUGGGUGACAGAGAGGGUGACUCAUCUCCAGGGUGAUGGAGAUCUCUAUAACACCACCAAAGCCACGAUGCUUUUUUCUGUGCCCAAUUUUGCAAAGCCUCAUGGGAUAGAACACCACAUUGGGAGUCCCAAAGGAGUAUCAGUCUGAAGGUGCCAGGGCAGUGGAUGUUUCUCCUUCACAUGGGCGGACCAGACUAUUCCCAGAGCCUCUAAUUGGUUAACUCUGCUGUCACUCAGCUAGGAAUGCUACCCAAGGAGGUUAUCAGGGUCUGCUGAACAUUUUCCACCUCCCACCCCUCUGGCCUCUCUCACUCUCUCUUUUUUUGUUCCUUGUUUUUAUAAUUAUAUGAAUAAAAAUCGAUAUAUUUCUUAAUUUUCUGUAAAUGCUGUUAACAGUUGCAUAGAUUGAUUUGUUUUACUACUCUGUAAA
This is a messenger RNA of Salmo salar (Atlantic salmon), 3208 nucleotides long. RefSeq names its product ecto-NOX disulfide-thiol exchanger 2. Gene Ontology annotation, molecular function: oxidoreductase activity; RNA binding. Gene Ontology annotation, biological process: ultradian rhythm. NCBI's taxonomy places the organism in Eukaryota, Metazoa, Chordata, Actinopteri, Salmoniformes, Salmonidae. The record is from RefSeq and is a predicted model, not a curated record. Gene Ontology annotation, cellular component: plasma membrane; external side of plasma membrane.